Clunio marinus is the source of this 982-nucleotide messenger RNA. The record is from the annotation of a GenBank genome assembly. NCBI's taxonomy places the organism in Eukaryota, Metazoa, Arthropoda, Insecta, Diptera, Chironomidae.
CAGAAUGAUUAAAGUUAAUUUCACAAUUUUUUUCUUUUACAUUGCUUUAUUUAACAGUGUGAUAGAAAAUGCUGAAGGUACUUGUAAUGUAGAUGGAACAUAUUAUCAGGAUGGGGAAAUCAUUUUCAAGUCUGAUUUAUAUACAGAUGGAUGUUUAACUAGGGAAUGUCAUGCCGGAGUGAUAGAGGAGAGUUUUCAAGAAUGCCCACCAGAAGAAGAUUUUGACUUUUGUAUACCUAUUUUUAAGGAUGGAGAAUGUUGUCCUGAAUAUGAUUGUUCUUGUACUUACAAUGGAAAAUUUUAUAAAGAUCAGGAAAUACGUUUCAAUCAUGAUCCGAGCAAAAGAAUCCUCUUGAAUGUAUAAGCGGACAUGUUGCGGAAGGUUUUGAAUAUUGCAAACCAACUGAUUUUGACUUUUGUGCGCCUGUUUUUAUGGAUGGGAAAUGUUGUCCUGAAUAUGAUUGUUCUGAGUUGGAUUUUUGUACUUACGAGCGAUGGUAAAAUUUAUCAAGAUGGACAAACCAUUUACAAUUUUGGGGAGGGCUCAGAUCCAUGUUUUAGCCUUUAUUGUUCUCAAGGAAACAUUGAAGAAGCUCACAUUGAUUGCGCACAUAAUAUAGAUGGCCCCCCUCCCGGAUACGAAUUUUGUACACCUGUUUAUGAACAAGGAAGAUGUUGUCCUGUAUCUUACGAUUGUUCAAAAGCACCAUGUUCAUACGGAGGUAAAAUGUAUCAACAUGGGGAAGCCGUUUUCGCUGUUGAGGGCUCAGACCCAUGUCUUGACCUUUAUUGUUCUCAAGGAAAAGUUGAAGGAACUCACACUGAUUGCGAAGCAUAUUUAAGAGACGAUAUCGCUGAUUGUAGGCUUAUCUAUACAGAUGGAGUAUGUUGUCCUGAAAUUGAUUGUUCAAAAAAACCUUUGAAAUGUACAGUUAAGUCAUCAUCAUCAUCAGGUCUUGAAUUAGUAUAUUACAACUGUUGA